Messenger RNA from Oppia nitens, 1845 nucleotides. RefSeq lists its product as uncharacterized. Bases 1 to 1845 code for a protein of 614 amino acids. The transcript is spliced from 2 exons. The record is from RefSeq and is a predicted model, not a curated record. Lineage: Eukaryota; Metazoa; Arthropoda; Arachnida; Sarcoptiformes; Oppiidae.
AUGUUGAUUGAGACACAACCGCAACAGUCGACAACACCCCCGACACCACAACUGGUUAUAAAUCAUAAUCAGUCGAUGAUAUCGCCCUCAACACCGCAUAAUAUCUAUAAUAUCCCCGAAAGAGUAAAACAAAGAGUCGGGAAGUAUAGACAACAUCACCAAUUGAGUUACCAGAAGAAUGAAGUGACAGUUGAGGCACAGAAUAUGAAGAUGAGAGAAGAAACGGCACGACUUCAGCAACAGUUUCACAAUAAUAAUACAAAUAACUCUAACAACAAAUCUAAACAACAAAAGUCACUCAACUCUGCUGCCACUCAAAGGACGGCCAACAAGAGAUCAAACGCAUCGACAAACAGUUGUGACAACAAAUGUGAAUCAAAUGACAUUAAACCAACAAAAAUGGCAAAAGUGACGAAUAAUCGAUUAACAAACAGCUCGACAAAGAACUUACAAUUAUCUUCGAGUAAUCAAUCUUUUGGUAAUAAUUCAAAAUUUAACACAAAAACCAAUCAAAUGGAUAUUAAGGUAAAACCAUUAAUUACUUCUACAUGUGUACCGACCAAUAGUUGUCAUAUAAUUGUUGCAAACAAUUCAAUUCCCGAAAUUAAGCGCGAAAUUGAAGACAAUGGUUACUUUCAAAGUGUAACGGUUGAUGCAAUUGAUAAGCUAUUGUACAAUACAUCCAAUUCAUCCAAUGGUUCAAAUAAUAACAAUGCAAUCAAUAAUAUGGAUGUCUUGGGAACCGAAGUUAUGAAAGACUUGUUUAAUGAUCCGAGUCUUACUGAUGAUGUUGGAGAUGAAGACUUCAUCGCUAAAUUUCUUGAAGAUCUCAAUGACCCGACAUUUAGUGAUCAAAUGUCAUCCGAUUUUUGCCAAUCGCUAAAUACAGCGCAGUCUAUGUCUAUAAAGCCAAUACAACACCAAUUGGUGAACCAUUCAAAUGUUAUUAAUGUCACAAAUAAUAGCAUUAAUAAUAUUGGUAUCAAUGGUAAUGCAAAUAUAAUAACCGGCAAUACAAUCAUAAAUUCAAACCAAAUUAAUUUUAAUGCAAAUAAUACUAAUAUGCAAUCCAAUGCAUACCAUCCAAUACAACCAAGACUUCAGCCAAAUAUGGUGUCAAACAUUGCCAAUCGGUCUUCUCUUCAAAUAAAUAAUGUAAAUAAUACUAAUUUUACUCCAAUUUCUAUCAGUAAUAAUAAUACUGUUCGCAACAACUAUGCAAAUGUGAAUACUCGCCAUCAAAUACCACCACAACAGCAACAACAGCUUCUUCUACAACAAAUACCACAACAACAACCAUUAAACAAUAUUCAGGUUCAACAACAACCACCACAAGGUGUUCGUAUGAAUGUACCGACCGGUUCAGUGCCCAGAAUGGCUUUCACAAUGGUUCCCAAGACUGAAAACAAUAUGUCUGUUCGGCUGUCUAUUCAAGUGCCACAACAACAUAACACGACAGCGACUACCGGUGCAAAUGCCAUACCAUCACAAAUAACACAAACAAGUACUCAGGCAUCACAGGCUGCUGCCAACGCUUCCAUUAAAUUAAAACAAAUGGCACAACAGGCACAACAAAUGACUCAACAAAAAACACAACAAUGGGUUAUCAAUCACUCAAACCAACAAUUGUCUCAAAUUACCCAAAAUGCACCACAAGUGCAACAACAACAACAAACACCACCACCAGCACAACAUUUAUUGGUUCAACAAUCACAAAGAUUGUUAGUACAAACACCACAACAGAGACAACCGCAACAAAUGGUGGUUACAACUGACACACAAAACAUAACACAAAUGCAAAGCCAAUCACAAAACUACUUCAAUCAACAAAUAUAUUGGUUUUAA